Thermothielavioides terrestris NRRL 8126 is the source of this 2395-nucleotide messenger RNA. RefSeq lists its product as uncharacterized. The record is from RefSeq and is a predicted model, not a curated record. NCBI's taxonomy places the organism in Eukaryota, Fungi, Ascomycota, Sordariomycetes, Sordariales, Chaetomiaceae. Bases 461 to 2323 code for a protein of 620 amino acids. The transcript has a single exon.
GCCGCAUUUGCGAAGUACCUAAGGUACCUUAGUUAUGCCUGCCUUGCGCUCAAAAAGAGCUGGGCUUUUCGGUGCUUACAGUCCCAAAAGCCCAGCUCCUCAAAAAUUCUACUAUGAUGUUGCGCUUGGAAAUGCCUUCUCUGAUUUCCCUUCUGAUAAAACCAUCUUCCUUUUAGCAGUAACGGGAACACCAUUGGAAGCUCAACUCUCGAGAAUUCCCCGAGGUGCCCAAUGCCAGUUCCUCAGCCCUAACCCUUGCAUCCGCUUCCCUUGUGCGGCGCGAAUCGCUCCCACGCUCUUGCUUGCCGCAGUUAUCCUUCGAGUCAGGGCUUGGCAUCACCUCAACACCUCAACACAACAAUCGCGCUCGAUCUGCCCACUCACCAAACCAAACAACAUCAGGUCGCGAGAUCCAUCUGACAAUCACAAAAGAAAAAAAAAGAAAGAAAGGUUAAGGACCAUGUCGGACAGCUCGGAAGAGUCAGACCACAUCGGCUAUCUUGCCGAAGGAGCCGAGCACGACGAGCCGGAGGAAGCUGGAUCUGUGGAGUCGGGCUCAGACCAGGCCCACAUGGACCUGCUCGACUUGGAGGCCGAGGACGCGGACUCGGACUCGGACGGGGAGAGCUCCGGUUCGGCAGUCAGCGACGCCGAAAACCGAGAGCCGCAUGUUUUCUUCCCGCAAUUCAUGCGGUUGCCCAUCGAGCUGCGCCACCACAUCUGGGAGUUCUUCUGCCCGGACCUGACAGCCAAGUCGCGCCUGUACGGGCUCCAGGUCGGGCUGUCGGGUCGAGGACCACGCCAGAGAAUGAUCCUCCAAGAAGGGCCCUUCCUGGAGCAGCAAACCAGACCCGCCCGCGCCGUGCUAGCCGUCCACCACGAGAGCCGCCAGCUUGCGCUCAAGGCGUUCCCGGACACCCUCAGCCUCCAGAGAAGUGCCAUCUUCAGGUUCAACGCCAAGCUGGACGUCAUCUUCUUGGGCCCGGAAGAUUCCGUGUUCCGUGUCCUGGAUGAGAACCCGUCGGUCACAGGUGUCGGCGAGCCGAUCCGCCAACUCGCCGUCGAGUAUGACGAUUCCGACUAUUUUUCUGGCCGCUGUCGCCGGCUGUUCAACUUCUUUCCAAACCUGCGGACGGUGUACCACGCGACCAUGGACGUGGACCACAGCCCGGCAAACCUGCGCUGGUGCGUCUCUGGCCUGGUCAACUGUUACUCUGUGACGACCUUCGAGGAGGAACCAGGUCUCGGCGAAGAUGCCACGCACGUGUUCUGCUGGCCCGACCUCGAAAACAACCGGAGCUUUGCCCACGACGAGAUUCCACUCAAGGAGCUUGAGUGGUACGAAGAUGUCACGGAUGCAGACUUCGGUGAGCGGAUAGUUUGGCCCAUGAUCCUGUUCCCCUUCGCGUCCAGCUCCCGCCGGUUUGAGGCGCUCCGUACAUGGGACGGCAAACCCCCUUACCCCUGGGAUUAUCAUUCCGACACCGAUGAUGAGUCCGGAGAGUCGGAUGAGUACGAGAGCGAGGGAAUCGACGACUCCUACAUCAGCGAAAAUGAUCCGGCAGACCUCUCUGACGACUUGGUUGUGCUGGAUGACGACGACAGCGACGAGGAGGACUCAUCGGUGCGGUCUGGUUCGCAGAGCCCCCGCGUCGAGGCUGGCAUGAUCGACCUCACAGGCGAUGAUGACCACGAGGGCGUCGCCAACUUCUCGAGCCCCGAACAGUCGUCGGCCACUCUCCGAGGCCCCGACGAAUCCGAGGCGGAAUCCGAUCAGCCAGCCACGCACAGAUCGAGGUUGAAACGCCGUCGAGGCCGGGUGGUGGAGUCUGAUUCCGAGGAUGAUGAUGACUCGGAAGAUGACGUCCCUCGGAAGCGGACGCGCAUCGAGAGGGGCCGCAACCCGAUUGUGUUGUCCAGCGACGACGAGGAGGAGGAAGAAGGGCGGGAAACGCAUGCGAACCGUCAAACCCGCGCAGUGCUUUCCGAGGAUGAGGAAGAAGAGGGGGACGAGGACGACGACGAGGAGAGUGAGGAGGUCGAGGAUGAUGAAUCCGAAGGAAGCGCCCCCAGAGCCCGACCGCUGUCCCUCGCCGAGAAACUGCAGCUGCAUCGCGAGGAGGUGCCCAUCCCGCCGUCUGAUGAUGGCGACUCCGAGGUGGAAGAGAUGGCCGGCGACGACUACGAUGCUCGAGAUUACGCCGAUUUCCAGGAUGACGAGGAGGGCAACGAGAUUGAUCAGAGUGACGGGGACGAUGGGAACGGGAACGGUUUUCUCACGGGCGAUGGCGAGGGGGACGAAGACGACGACGGUUAUUACUGAGGCAGAGUUGCAUCUUAGGCAUUUGCGUUUCUCUGGCUCCAUUUCGACAUCCCUAGAUUAGAUGGUGUCGAA